Mizuhopecten yessoensis (Yesso scallop) is the source of this 2544-nucleotide messenger RNA. RefSeq names its product NEDD8-activating enzyme E1 catalytic subunit-like. Gene Ontology annotation, biological process: protein neddylation. Gene Ontology annotation, molecular function: NEDD8 activating enzyme activity. Gene Ontology annotation, cellular component: nucleus; cytoplasm. The record is from RefSeq and is a predicted model, not a curated record. NCBI's taxonomy places the organism in Eukaryota, Metazoa, Mollusca, Bivalvia, Pectinida, Pectinidae. The coding region runs from base 244 to 1557 and encodes 437 amino acids. The transcript has 16 exons.
GGCAGUAAAGCAUGCUAUAGACAGUGUAGUUUCGCUUUUCGGAAGCCGCAAAGUCAAAGCUUUAACUUGAUUUAAUUACUUGAGUGGUAUGUCAUUUUCGUUAAUUUUGUAUUUGCAAUUUGUGACAUGAACGGAAUUGUGGGUAUAUACCUACUGAUGUACACACAAGGCGUAAACAUGACAGAAAAUAUUUUUCUUUUAGUGUUGUCUACCGGGUUGUCUACCUGCUAAGAUAACUUCAUAAUGGAUUCUAACUGGCCCGGUCGCUGGAAUCAUGUGCAGAAGUUUCUGGAGAGAGGUGGACCAUUUGCCCAUCCAGAUUUUGAACCAAGUUCUGAGGCUUUGCCAUUUCUACAGGAGGUGUGUAAGAUCCUGGUGAUAGGAGCUGGAGGUCUGGGAUGUGAACUCCUGAAGGACCUGGCUUUGAUGGGGUUCCAGAACAUCACUGUGAUCGACAUGGAUACCAUAGACCUUUCAAAUCUCAACCGACAGUUUCUGUUCAGGAGAAAAGAUGUUGGACGAUCAAAGGCAGAGGUAGCUGCAGAGUUUAUCAACAACCGGGUCCCAGGAUGUAAAGUUGAGCCUCAUAACUGCAAAAUACAGGAUUUUGAUGAAUCGUUUUAUAGAAAGUUCCAUAUCAUUGUGUGUGGUCUUGAUUCCAUUGUGGCCAGGAGGUGGAUGAACGGAAUGCUGGUCAGUAUGUUGAGUUACGAGGAUGGCGAGCUGGACCAGAGCACUGUGAUACCACUGAUUGAUGGGGGAACGGAGGGGUUCAGGGGUAAUGCCAGGGUCAUAUUGCCUGGCAUGACAGCUUGUGUGGAUUGUACUCUAGACUUGUACCCACCACAGGUGAAUUUCCCCCUCUGUACCAUUGCACAUACUCCAAGAUUACCCGAACACUGUAUAGAAUAUGUCAGGAUUCUUCUUUGGCCAAAAGAGGAACCAUUUGGAGAUGGGGUGAAGAUUGAUGGGGAUGACCCAACACAUAUCAAGUGGAUCUUAGAGAAAAGUGUAGAGCGGGCAGAAGAGUUUAAAAUCACAGGCAUAACCUACAGAUUAACACAGGGUGUUGUAAAAAGAAUUAUUCCAGCUGUAGCAUCAACAAAUGCACUUAUUGCAGCUGCCUGUGCAACAGAGGUAUUCAAAAUAGCCACAAGUUGUUGCUUACCACUCAGUAACUACAUGAACUUCAGUGAUACCGAUGGGAUCUAUACUUACACCUUUGAGGCGAUGCGUAAGGAAGACUGUAUGGCCUGUAGCAGUAUACCACAGACCCUGAAUUUCUCUGAGACUGACAAACUGCAAGAUAUUCUCACAUACCUCAUUGAAAGUCAAGAAUAUCAAAUGAAAUCUCCAGGAAUGACAACGUCUAUGAACGGAAUGAAUAAGACAUUGUAUAUGCAAACUGUGAAAUCUAUAGAGGAACGAACGAAGCCAAACCUAAAACUAACUCUUAAAGAUCUAGGACUGGUUGAUGGACAGGAGCUUUAUGUAGCAGAUCCUACCACACCCAUGACAGUGACUUUUAAACUACAGCUUGGCUCAAACAUGGAAUGAUGAAGCCCAACUUUUUUUCAAUAUUCCAAGUGAUGAUAUAACUUAUUACAGAUGCUGUCGAGUGUUCAAAAAGAGUGCUCAUUGCUCAUGUCUUUGGGGAGAAACUGGAAACAGUCUCUUAUUACAUUCAUAGUUAUAGUUGAUAUUUGUAUUUCUUAAGAUUAUUUAUGAAGAGGAACAAAUGUUAUGAUUAUGCAUUGAAAUAGACACUAUGUGUAUCGGCCUGAAAAAACCCCUAUGAUAAACUGUGUCAUCAGGACUAGUGAUGUUGAACAAGGGGGGUCUUGUCAUCAGGACUGUUGUUUGACAAGUGGACCGUGUCAUCAGGGCUUUUGGUGUUAGGACCAGAAGAGGACUGUGUCAUCAGGCAUCGUGCUGUUGGGCGACACGUCAUACAGACUGAUGUUGAACAAGGGGGUCUUGUCAUCAGGACUGUUGUUUGACAACAAGUGGACCGUGUCAUCAGGGCUUUUGGUGUUAGGACCAGAAGAGGACUGUGUCAUCAGGCGUCGUGCUGUUGGGCGACACGUCAUUCAGACUGAUGUUGAACAAGGGGGUGUUGUCAUCAGGACUGUUGUUUGACAACAAGUGGACCGUGUCAUCAGGGCUUUUGGUGUUAGGACCAGAAGAGGACUGUGUCGUCAGGCGUCGUACUGUUGGGCGACACGUCAUACAGACUGAUGUUGGACAAGUGGACCAUGUCAUCAGGACUGUUAUUGGACAACAAGUGGACCCUGUCGUAAGGACUUGUGGUGUCAGGACCACAAUUGGAGCUGUGCCAUCAGAUGUCGUGUUGUUGGAUGACACAAGACCUGGUCCUAUGGACUGAUGUUGGACCGUGUCAACAGGGUUUAUGGUGUUUGGACCACAAGUGGGCCAUAUCAUCAGAUUUCAUGUUUGACAGGAGUUGUGUUGUCAAGCGUACAAGUUGAAAAAAGAAACCUACCUACUGUAAAUUAAUGUUUUCAAUAAAUCUGCUGUCACAAA